Messenger RNA from Aspergillus aculeatinus CBS 121060, 2266 nucleotides. Its product is annotated as FHA domain protein. The record is from RefSeq and is a predicted model, not a curated record. Gene Ontology annotation, biological process: ubiquitin-dependent protein catabolic process; mitotic spindle assembly checkpoint signaling; protein ubiquitination. The transcript has 3 exons. Gene Ontology annotation, molecular function: ubiquitin protein ligase activity; protein binding. The coding region runs from base 182 to 1990 and encodes 602 amino acids. Lineage: Eukaryota; Fungi; Ascomycota; Eurotiomycetes; Eurotiales; Aspergillaceae. Gene Ontology annotation, cellular component: cell division site; mitotic spindle pole body; ubiquitin ligase complex.
CACACACGCACACACGCACACAUGCUCGUUUCUCUUCUUUCGGACUGGUGAUUGAUUAAAUGAUUGAAUGAUUAUUACUAUCUUGUCAGUCCUCCCGCCGGACCCAGUGCAGCCCAGCCCGACCAACAAGAAAUCCGUGACCACCACCUUUUGUUACUAAAACCACCACCCCCCCUCUCCAAUGUCUUCUGUUUCCGUUUCCGCCUCCGCCUCUCCCUCCUCCAACCUCCUCCCCUCCUCUCCCUCUCCUCUUCCCUCCUCCGACUCUCGUUUACGUCCUCUCCGUCGCCUUAGUCAACUGCGUGCCUACACUCAACUCCAUUUUUCUUCCCCUCCUCAACAACCACAACAACAACAGCAACCCAGUGUCGCCUCCUCUUCCUCCUCGUCCACCAACAGCCAGCGGGUUUCGCGUCGUCAUACUCUCGGUAGUCGAGUUUCUUGGUUUUCAGCCGCCUCCACCGGACCCGAUUCUUCGACCUCGACAGUGGGGACAACCACCCGGGCCCCAUGUCCCGAAAGUGAAUAUCAGUCCACGUUCGCCCGCUAUAGCUCGGUUUUUUCCCCCAGCUACCGUGGCCUCGAGCUCGACUUGCGCUCCCAGCCAUCCCCUACAGAAUCGUCCAACCCCCCUCUUCGCAACGAGACGGCCACUGCCACUGGGAACCAGACACAGGAAAUCAUGGCGCGACCCCGAGGUUCAUCACAGGCCGUCGAGGCGAGGCCUAACGGGGAGGUGUCGAGCGCAGGGAACAUCCUUGAGAGUCCCGAUCCAGUCGUGUCCGAAAGCCCGUGUACUUCGUCCCCGCGACCGAAACAAAAAGCCACCAUCCGUUUCUUUCCCCACCAAGACUCGCACGCCAGCAGCCGCCCUUCAUUGCCUUUCAUCCCAAUCUCUCGCACAUUACCAUCCGAUAGUUGUGUUAUUCGUGUUGGGCGAUACUCGGAGCGGGAUGGCACGCCCGUGGCCAACCCCACAGAGCCUUCCGAUGCCCCUGUCGGGUUCAAGUCAAAGGUCGUGAGUCGCAAACACUGCGAGUUCAUGUAUCUGAACGGACAGUGGCAUGUCAAGGAUGUCGGCAGUUCGUCCGGCACCUUUCUCAACCACAUGCGACUGAGCCAGCCGAACAUCGCCUCCCGACUUUAUACCAUCAAGGAUGGGGAUAUUGUGCAGUUGGGGAUUGACUUCCGCGGUGGCGAGGAAAUGAUCUUUCGCUGUGUCCGCAUACGGAUCGAAUGCAAUCGGUCCUGGCAGCAGCAGCCCAAUGAAUUCAACAAAAACACCGAAAAUCUUAUCAAGAAUCUUGGAAAGGGGGACGCCGCGGAUUACUCUGGAUGUCGAGAAUGCUCCAUCUGCCUGGGAUCUGUUCUACGCCCUUACCAGUGCCUCUUCAUGGCCGCGUGUGCCCACGUCUGGCACUACAAAUGUGUCAGCCGCCUGAUCCAUACACCCGACUAUCCCAUGUUCCAAUGCCCCAACUGCCGUGCCUACACCGAUUUAAGUGCGGAAGUAGACGAUACCAACGACUUUGAGGAGCAAGAGGAAUCGAAAUCCGCUUCUGCGGAAGAUAAGCCCGACGCCCUGGAACCCGCUCGGUCGGAGACACAUACCCCUCAACCGGACCCCAACGCUAUCACACAACCCUCGCGGUCUUCUGGUGAUGAGCGUCACCCCGAGACUCGACUUCCCGUCGAGGCAGGACUAGCCGCCAAUAUUGAGAAUAUGCGGCUUCAAGAUUUAGAUGCGUCGGAUGAUAAUUCCUCCCAGCCGCGGGCGCCUACAUCGAAUCCUGAUUCUGUCCCGUCCAAUGCCAACAAUGAAGUUCCCGGCUGGCAGUCGUUGACCCAGUCGCCCUCGUCCGCUCAAACUCGCCCGGCUCAAUUGCGUGCUGAAACGCCCGUGCGCUCUGAGUCGUCGGACGAGAACCCUCUGACGCCGUUGAAUGAUUCGGGCCCGUUGGCCCUCGACGGCCGGGCUGCAAUGCCCUAGCCUAAUUCCCGCCACGCUGCGUUUCGGGGGAUUUGUUCUGCAUUGAGCGAACCCUUUGCUCUAGCGAAAUUUGCAUUUGUUGUGAUCACGGCCAUUAUCGCAGCUGUCGCGCUCUUUCAUUUUCCGUUUGCAUUUCCGUUCAAGCCACUGUCAUCCUCGUCGUUCUCAUCAUCAUCGUCCAUCAUGUUUUUCUCUUCUUUUCAGCCUAAGCAUCGAGCAUUGCGGUCCACCCCGUUGAUAUGACUUAUACCCAUUCUGAAGCAACCCUUUCUUUUA